Molecule: messenger RNA, 1500 nt
Organism: Penicillium cataractarum
Lineage: Eukaryota; Fungi; Ascomycota; Eurotiomycetes; Eurotiales; Aspergillaceae
Product: major facilitator superfamily domain-containing protein
Exons: 9
Biological process (GO): transmembrane transport
Cellular component (GO): membrane
Molecular function (GO): transmembrane transporter activity
Source: RefSeq, a predicted model, not a curated record
GAGCAAUUGAGUGAUGUCUUGCGUGCGCAACUACUUAAGAAGAAUCAAUAUCCAUGUCCAAAAUUACAGAGCAUAUUCCUCAUGGCAGUGGACGCAGAGGCCAAUCACUUUCAAGAAACCCUGGUCAAACCCAUAAAAACAUGGAAAGGCUACCUCUGGGACACAUGGGAGUUGCCGAGAGAUCAACGUUGGCUACUAUUUAAGUUGGAUGCGUUUGUGCUUACUUUUGCAUCGAUUGGCUACUUUCUCAAGAAUCUUGAUCUUAACAAUGUAAACAAUGCUUAUCUUAGCGGCAUGGAGGAAGACUUGGAGAUGUACGGCAAUCAAUUAGUUACAAGUACAUCUGUCUUCACCGUGGGCUAUGUCAUCGGCCAAAUCCCCUGCAACUUACUCCUGACCAGAGUCUCGCCCAGAUGGGUAAUUCCUUCACUUGAGGUAGGUUGGGGCAUAGCCGUCAUUUGCAUGUCUAGUGUGAAGUCAUACCAGGCUCUUUACGCGCUUCGUUUUCUUGUCGGUAUUUUCGAAUCUGGGUUCUAUCCCGGAAUCCACUACUUGCUUGGGUCGUGGUAUACACCCCGGGAAAUUGGCAAGCGCGCGAUGAUCUUCUGGCUGGCUGGCUCGAUUGGCCAACUAUUCAGUGGUUUUUUGCAAGCAGCAGCCUACACCAAUUUAAAUGAUGUUCAAGGCCGUGCAGGCUGGCGAUGGCUUUUCAUUAUUGAUGGGAUCAUCACGCUGCCACUUGCUGUAGCUGGCUAUUUCUUCUUCCCGAAUUUACCGCAAGGUGGAAAGAAAACUUGGUGGAUAACCGAGGAGGAACACCAGCUUUCUGUCAAACGAAUGCAAGAGAUUGGCCGAGCCGGCAAAGAGCCCUGGACUAAAGCAAAAGCUAGGCGAAUUUUCUCGAGCUGGCAUACCUAUCUACUGCCUUUGCUCUACGUCGUAUGGAACAACGGCUGGCCACAGGUUGGCAUGGGAUAUUGGUUGAAAAGCUUUAAUGCGAACCCCGCUCCUGUCCCAGGCACUUCCUUCUCAGUUGCCCAGAUCAACAAUUUGCCGCUACUCACUACCGGUAUUUUUAUCAUCAUUGCCUUCAUAUGGGGUUGGCUCUCGGACGGUCCUUGCCGUGGCUCACGCUGGCCUUUUGUUUAUGUCGGAGCGGUUAUAUCGAUUGUGUUCUGCGCGCUAUUGAGGCAAAUGCCAUUGUACAGCAAUAUAGAGGGUCGCAAGAUUGUUUAUUGGCUAAGCAACAUCGGACUCGGAGCCGGACCUUUAAUUCUCAGUUGGACUAAUGAGAUAUGCUCGGACGACACGGAGAAGAGAGCCUUGAUUGUAGCAAUGGCGAACGACCUUGCAUAUGUGGUUCAAGCAGUGGCUCCGAACUUCGUAUGGAAAACCACGGAUUUCCCAGCUGCAAAGAAAGGCUAUCUCUGGGCAAUCGUUCUACAAGCAUUAUCAAGUAAGUUCGGUCGCCCUUCAUUUUAUUCCUACAUGUAUUCAUGA